AUGUCCUCGUUGACAGACAUGCAUUACCCAACCGGCGCAUCCGCGCCGGCCUCCUGUUCGCCGCCGGACUCGACCCCGUCCCCCUCGACCUCGAGCGCCACGGCCCAAUCUUCCGCGCGCCGACCCCCACGCAAGAGCACCUUGACCCAGCAGCAGAAGAAUAACAAACGCCAACGGGCUACUCAGGAUCAACUGGUCCUUCUGGAGGUGGAGUUCAAUAAGAACCCAACCCCAACUGCGGCCACCAGAGAGCGCAUUGCAUCGGACAUUAACAUGACCGAGCGUUCGGUUCAGAUUUGGUUCCAGAACCGCCGUGCUAAAAUCAAGAUGCUGGCCAAGAAGAGCAUUGAAACUGGUGAAGGGUGUGAUUCCAUUCCUGAAUCUAUGCGCCAUUACCUUGCGAUGCAGUUCGACCCAAACAAGCCGGGGGCAAGAGACCCCUUCGGCCGCGCCGGUGCAUACGGUCCCCCUAGCAUGUACGCGAGUGAAACUAACCCAUCUGGCAAAGUCGUCAUCUCUCACUUCACUUGUCGAUCCUUGACCGUCGGCAGCUGGCGGCGCAUUGGGCAAAAUGCCAUGGACCUGGUUGUGUUCUACUCGCCUGAUAAGGCGUGCAUGACCUACUACAUCAACAACGAUGCUGCCGGCUACAAGAUCGAGUAUCCUUUCGCCUAUAUCAAGAACAUCACUCUGGAGACUGGAGAUCCCAACCCUGGCCCCAAUGGCGCGCCGCCUCGACCAGGCGGUCUGGUCGUCGAACUGAACCGCCCACCGCACUUCUACAUGGAUUCUUCCAACUCUGGUGGCUUCUACCAGUGUGGUGAUUUCACCGAAGAGCAGCAAGCAAGCCAGAUCAUGGUUCAUCAUCUGGGAGGCCAUCCCAAGGUCUUGAGCGUUCAGCUUGCCAAGCUGGUGUCCUUGGAAUCUUUCCAAAACCGCCUGGCUUACAACAACAACAGCUUCGCGGCCCCGCCAGCAAUGUCCCCGCCAUUCAUCCAGCGACCUGCCUCGCAGCCCAAUCAGUUUGCCGUAUCCCCUUACUUGAACCUGUACCAGGACAGCAACCACUUAGGGUUCAACAUGCCACCAGCCCGCGGACACAAGCGCCAACGAAGCCGCUCCGUCCCCGUCGCUGUGGACAUCUCGACUCUCCAAGGCCCCAUGUCUUCCUUCCACGUGCCACCACCUCCCCCUCCUCCAUUCAACCACACUGAGGCGGGAAUCUAUGCUCCCGUGCCACAGUCCGUCCACCACCUCCCUACCGACCUUCGAAUCGAUACCCAGGGAUACGGACUCGAUUUCCGAACAAACCCAAUGUCCGCCACGACCACCGGAUCCCCAUCUGACUUUGCCAGCCCGAUGUUCAGCAGCGCCGGUCAAGGCGACUCCACUCCUGUCGCCAACAUGCCACCGCAAUUCAACUUCGUCUCCGGCGGAUCAACGGAGCCCUCGACAAUGGGCUCCCAUGCUCCAUCCCCUUACUCCAGCGUCAGUCCUGCGGACCCAUUGAUCGCCAACCACUCCCCGCCGCUGUCAAACAUGUCGCACGGUUCAUCUGACUUGUACGGCUUCUCGCACGAUCAGCAAUCCGGUUUCGACGAUAGCCUCUCCAUGGACAUGUACUCGAAGCACCAAGUCAACUUCGUCUCUCACGAAAACCCUACCUUUGAACUACCUAUGCACGGCCUGUCCCAUCCCUCGCCGGGAAUGGGCGACUACAAAGAUUACGCCCAUGACAUGACCAACCUGGAUGAAAUCAACUCCCAGGGAUUGCCUACUUCAUGA
Molecule: messenger RNA, 1785 nt
Organism: Penicillium brevicompactum
Lineage: Eukaryota; Fungi; Ascomycota; Eurotiomycetes; Eurotiales; Aspergillaceae
Product: homeobox domain-containing protein
Exons: 3
Coding region: 1-1785 (594 amino acids)
Biological process (GO): regulation of transcription by RNA polymerase II; cell differentiation
Molecular function (GO): RNA polymerase II cis-regulatory region sequence-specific DNA binding; DNA-binding transcription factor activity, RNA polymerase II-specific
Source: RefSeq, a predicted model, not a curated record